AAUUCGUUUUGAUUCGGGUCAUACUGCACCAAGACUCUGGUUUUCUGAAACUACAAUGGCUAAGUUCACCGUUUCCAGCUGCAGUUUCCCCUUCAUUUUGCUCCUCUUCCCCUUCUACUCCCUAACCCUAACCCUAAUUGCAAAACCCAUUUCUUCUUCUUCGCUCCAAGCCCUUAACACCACCAUCCCCCAAAAUUUCGAUUCCGAAAUUGCCCUCUUCGGCGACGCCGCGGACGGCGGCUCUUACGUGAACCUCACGGGCGGAUCGGCCUCAAGCUCCGGUCUUCUCCUCCGCCGAAAGCCCUUUAAAGUCGCGGACGCGAAUCUCAGCAAUCCGGCGUCUUUUUCGUCCGAAUUGAUCUUCUCGAUCACGCCCGGCAACGGCGAUGGUAUUGUGGUCGUUUUUGUUCCCGGCGAUUUGGGCUCGAGGUUCUCCGGUAAGGGCCCGUUUGGGCUUGGCGGUGAGAAUCGAUUUCUGGGUAUUGAAUUUGAUACUGAAAUGAAUGAAAAUGUGAAUGAUGUUAAUGCGAAUCAUAUAGGGGUGAAUGUGGGUAGCUUUGUAUCUCUGACUGUUGGGAAUGUUACUGCAUUGAAUUUGGUGCUUAAUAGUGGACAAAAGAUGAAAUCUUGGAUUGAUUAUGAUGCUAGUUCGAAAAGAUUAGAGAUAAGGUUGAGUAAGUUGGGUGAACCAAGGCCUUAUAAUCCGAUUGUUGCGCAUGGCAUAGAUUUGUUGGCAAUGUGGAAAGAUAAGGAUGUGUAUGUAGGGAUAAGCUCGUCGAAUUCAAAUGGCAGUUCCUCGCAGAUUAGUAGUGUGUAUUCUUGGAGUUUUAGGAUGAGAAAGGUUCCGAGGAUGCAUUCGCAUCCGGUGAAUCCGAGGGGUUAUUUGGAUGAUCAGCAUGGUGGAAAUCCGGGUCUGGAUAACAGGAUGGCUUGUCCAUUGUCAAUUCUUGCUGGGAUUAUAUUCAUGACUGGGUGUGGAGCUCUGGUUUCAUUUGUCAUGCUGUUUUUGUGGGCUAUAAUUGUUAACAGGCACACGGUUUUCCCUGCUGAAGUGCUCCCAGAUGAGUUUCCGGUGAAGCCUAAUCCUACGGAUUUCAGGUAUGAGAAGAUCAGUGUAGUUGUAGAGGAAGAUGCAGAUGCAGAUGGUGUUAAGAAGUAGAACCUGAAAGGUGCAACCUUUUUGCUGUGAAUGUAUUGUUCUAUUGAUGUGAAGAACAGUUCUGAUGAAUUCUGUUGUUCUUUUUGUGAAUUCUAGUAGGCAACUUUGAUGCAGUUAGCUCUGUAUUUGUGCAAUUUCUCAAGUAUGAAAAAGUGUACCCACUUCCUAGCUGUAUCAGUUCGAAAGGCUCUUGUUUAUAUAUUAGAUUCCUUUGAUUGCCCUCUAAUAAAAAGUUGCCAGUUUUUGUAGAACCUCAUUCAUUCAAUGGGGAACAGAACAAGAAUUAUGAAAUGGUAGACUGUUAUUGGUUCAAACAUA
Messenger RNA from Rosa chinensis, 1477 nucleotides. RefSeq names its product probable L-type lectin-domain containing receptor kinase S.7. Gene Ontology annotation, molecular function: carbohydrate binding. Bases 56 to 1159 code for a protein of 367 amino acids. The record is from RefSeq and is a predicted model, not a curated record. Lineage: Eukaryota; Viridiplantae; Streptophyta; Magnoliopsida; Rosales; Rosaceae. The transcript has a single exon.